GCUGCCUCCAUCCCUCACUCUCCCUCCGAUGUGGCGGGGGGGAGCAAAAAAAAAAAAAAACAAGGAGUGGUUGUGUGAUUCCCGCUUAGCGCACGAGACAGAGAAACGGCAUGAGGGUGGAGGAAGAGGAGGAGGAAGAGGUGGGUGCCCCCCCCCAACACACACGCGCACUCCGGCAUGGAUCCAAUGUGGAACAAACGGAGCGGCUUCUUCUCCGAAGCAGUCGGGAGCGGUGCUGUCUCCUUACAACAACACGAAAGAGGAUGAGGACGGUGAUGAAGAGCGGGAGGGCCUCUCGGCUCCACUCUCGACCACGGGUAUUCUUGGGUUGAUAAUACAGAUGUGGAUGUUAUUGCUUGAGAAUACGCGUAGUCGAGUGGAGGCUUUGUCUUCCCGAGGACAUUCGAUAUAAAUUUGAAAAACUCGUGCAAGGUUUAUGAAGCGUGUCCCUCUUAGCACCUGUAGAGGAAAUGAGUUUGCGCGCAUCUCCUGCGAGAGGCGCUGACGGCGACGACCUCCUAACACUAAGCUCAACUCCCCACAGGCAUUAUUAGUUCAGGGAGAUGAACGCUCCAGUCACACGUUCAUUACAAACCUUCGACUACUCAGUCACUUGUGCCCUCCAGGAGAAACACAGAGAGAGAGACUAUAAUCGUAUUACUGCAGGGAUGUCAGUGAUGUGGACAGUGAAGGUGGUGGGUCUGGGAUUUGUGGCCUUCUCCCUCAGUGUGGAACUGCUGCUUAAGCUCCUGCGGCGCCUCAAGGCACCGCCGACUCUGAACGAGGUCCUCUUCUUUCCCUCAAAAAUGGUCUGCAUGGAGCACAUCUUCUCUCCCUCUUCCCCCAACUCCUGUCACUGCCCGUUGCCUCAUGGUGUAGAGACGUCCUUCACCCGUCUUCUCCGCAUCAUCCUGUCAGCGACCUCCUCUCUGGACUUGUGUUUGUUUUCUUUUUCCAACAUGGAAUUGAGUAGGGCCGUUCUGUACCUGUACAAACAAAAGAUAACUAUCAGAGUCCUUGUGGACAAGACCUACUCCAUCAUGACUGGCUCCCAGGUUGGAGCCCUCCGCAGGGGAGGGAUCUGCGUGCGCAACGUGGGCCGCUAUGUGCACAUGCAUCACAAGUUUGCUGUGGUGGACGGCCGACGCCUCAUCACAGGCUCCCUCAACUGGACGCUGGCGGCGGUGCAGCGCAACGCAGAGAACGUCCUGGUCACCGAGGAGCCGCGUCUGGUCCAACCCUUCGUCGAAGAGUUUUGUAGGUUGUGGGCGGACAGCGACCCAGCUCGGAAUAGACCUAUAAUGAUUAGCGCAGUGUGAUAGUCAGAAAAAAAAAAAAAGGCAGUUUUGAAGGAUUUGUGUUGAAUUCCUAAUAAGAGUUAAAUGGGACACAUAUUGACAUAGCAUCACAAAGCGUGAAAAGCAUUUACAUUCGCAACAUUUUGUUCAUAUUCUUAAUAUUAAGCGGGUUUUCAAAGUUUUGUACUUUUGUAAUUUGUGAUUACAUUUUUAAAAGAUACGUGGAUGACAACAAAAGUUAAGUCAAGUCAAAGCUUCAGUUUUUCAAUGGAAAAAUUGGUUACUUUGCCUCAAGGUAGUCACGAAAAUGUUCUCUCUAAUGUGGCCAAAGGGUGUCAGAAAUGAAUGGACCCUCACUUUUUGUUUUCUUUGAUAAAAUGUUGUUUUAGGUACCACGUCUUUUUGGAUCUUAGUCCCCAUUUUAUUUGUUUUAAACAUUUUAGCUUUGUGGCGGUUCACGUUAUUUCUGUGUAUCACCAAAGCUUGGGUUUGAUUUUGUGUUGUAACAGCUGCUUUUUCAGAGAAUUGUUGUUGGAAUCAUUUCAGAAUGACUUAUUAAGACUGUGUUUAUGUUUACUGUGUUUUAUGGGCAGUCUCAGUACCAAUUAAAUCCAAAUUGUUUUUCAGCAUGUCAA
Molecule: messenger RNA, 1933 nt
Organism: Syngnathus typhle (broad-nosed pipefish)
Lineage: Eukaryota; Metazoa; Chordata; Actinopteri; Syngnathiformes; Syngnathidae
Gene: pld6
Product: phospholipase D family, member 6
Exons: 6
Coding region: 564-1319 (251 amino acids)
Biological process (GO): piRNA processing
Cellular component (GO): mitochondrion
Molecular function (GO): RNA endonuclease activity producing 5'-phosphomonoesters, hydrolytic mechanism
Source: RefSeq, a predicted model, not a curated record